AUGGCCGCCGGAGCACUGCCGCAAGGGGCCUCCUCCCACCGGGGCGGCGGCGGCGGGAAGGAGGCGAUGCCUUGUUGGGCGUCGCUGCACAUCGACCUGACACAGCUCAUCGCCGCGCGGGUGCUCGCCACGGGGGGUUUCCUGGACUACGUCCGCUUCCGCGCGGUCUGCUCCGGCUGGCGCGCCGCCGCCGCCUCCCCGCGCGGCCGCGGCCUGCUGGACCCGCGCCUCCACCCGCGGCACUGGAUGCUCUUCCCCGAGGGCUUCGGCCGGCACCCGGGCCACCCUGCGCACGGCGGCCACGCCCGCUUCUUCGACGUCUCCGCCGCCGGCGCCUUCGUCCGCGUCCCCAUCCCGGAGCUCGAGGACCACCACGUCCUCGACUCACCCGACGGCCUGCUCCUCCUGCUGCGCUUCGAGGACACCGCCCUCCGCCUCCUCCACCCCUUCACCCGUGACGUCGCCGACCUCCCGUCCUUCCACUGCCUUGCCCAGCAGGUGAAGCACCUGGAGGAGCUGCCCAACCGCAUCAGGCUGUUGGAUGCUGCUGAUGUGUUUUAUUUCUACCGGGAGCUACUCGGCGAGCUUUGCAGCGCCGUCAACAUCACGGCCUCGGGGACCAUUACCGUGAUGCUAGCGCUUGCUCCUAUUGGCCGCGUCGCGGUUGCAUCAGCUGGUGAUGAUGAGUGGACUAUAAGCAGCUGGAAGGAGGACGAACUGGAGGCGACCCUGCAGUAUCAGGGGAAGCUGUAUGUGGUGUAUCAGAAAGACUGCCUAACACAUCAUGUCUCCCUGAUUGAUCCUCCGCUACCUUGGUGUGAUGGGGAUGUGUCAUUAUCUCCACCAACAGUGCCUCCACCAAGGACAGUCGCGACAGUAUCAAGCAAGGAAAUCUACUUGCCUUCUUUGGUUGAAUUGGACUCGGAGAUCAUGCUUGUCGGCUACAAGAAUAGGGCCUGUUCAUGCCUUUUGGUUCUCAAGCUUGCUGAUCUUGUCUUGGAGGCAUAUGCUCACUUUUCUCCAUGA
This is a messenger RNA of Miscanthus lutarioriparius, 1026 nucleotides long. Lineage: Eukaryota; Viridiplantae; Streptophyta; Magnoliopsida; Poales; Poaceae. The record is from the annotation of a GenBank genome assembly.